Molecule: messenger RNA, 1062 nt
Organism: Parathielavia appendiculata
Lineage: Eukaryota; Fungi; Ascomycota; Sordariomycetes; Sordariales; Chaetomiaceae
Exons: 1
Coding region: 123-737 (204 amino acids)
Source: RefSeq, a predicted model, not a curated record
UUCGGCGCAAAAUGUCGCUUCGCCCAUGACCGCAAUCUCUUGAACCCCAACUCCUUCCAGCCGGUUUUGGCAGUAUUUGACGCAAGUUUUGAUACCUCAUCGUUGGUGUGCAGGCGUAACAGAUGCUGUGGUGUUUACGCCGGAUUGCGAGAACAAACUCGUGUCAGAAAACAGGAGCGACCGUUAGCAUCAUCUUGCAUCGGCCUGAGGAUUGUCCAGGCAAUGAAACUUCGGAGAGCGGCAUGCACGUGCUCAGUCACAACGAGGCUUUGGACUGCAUGGGAGGAUGCAGCCGGAAUGUGAUGUUGGUAUUGAGUGGAGGGGAUCGUUUCAAAUGUCCCACCAUUCAGUGUCUUGUACUGUCAAACUUCUCGAAGUUCUCUUCUCUCCCUAUAUUCGCAACGGGACCGGCCUACCGCACCUUACCGUACCUAGGUACCUCGCCUGUACCUCACUUUACGCCAGUCGGUCGAGGAGCCUGCUCGAUUGAGACCGCCGACCCGACAACAUCGCCGACACGACAGCAAACCACAAAACGGCAACGCCAAUGGCUGAGGGUCCGGUGUGCGGUCGCCAACUCGCAUUCUUGUGCUGCGUCCUUUACACCUUUAUUGCCAACAACUUCCUCCGAAUCUUGGUCAGGCGGCACCUCUCAGGCAGGUUGUACUUGCUUUUUGCCGUCCUCGCCACGCGCCUUGUCGUCGAAUUCUCCUGGGUACGUCUCCACCAAUACUUGACGGGCAAUAACUGGGGUUGGACCUUUUGUUCGAAUGGCAGUUGGAAUGCUGCCCACUAUCUUCAUCGACCUCGUGCUCGGGGGCAGCUAUUACUCGACAUGGAAUUUCAGAUACUGAGGGCCUCGGCAGCGCUGCAAGCUACCAUGGAUGGAGGCUGGGAUAGAUAGGUCUACGAUGUGGAAGCCUUCUCUCAACACGGAACCAUACAAGGGGCUGAGAUCUCAGGGUCUGGUAAUGUAGGGAAUUCAAGACCUUAGAAUUACCGACUCUUUUGUUCGUGAUACGUUGAAGAUUGUCGAGAUGGUGACUUAAAGUCCUGAAGACC